CAGAUGGGCUCGCGGUCUCCUUGUCUCUCGUUCGGUAUCGGAUAAGAGACCGAUACGCGAAAAUGUCGCACGACGCACCGCGACCCGGCGGGGUUCUUAUGUACUCACCACCCAAGAGGGACAAGAAGAAAGAGAGCACUUCCAAUCCCUCGGAGUUUUUACUUUUGAAGCCUUUUUCAAGAUCACCGAACUUACAGAUCGUCGUACCAAAACCUGGCGAAUCUCGGAGUACGUUGCUCACCGUGCAGAACAUCGACGACUACUCGUCACGCGUUUACUUCAAGAUACCCGCAGACAAGAAGAUUGUGAUCCGUCCGGAGGCCCUGAUUAUCCACCCGCAAUCUGUAGAGGUUUUCGAAAUCAUCGCGGUCGAAGCAGAAGAAUCAUUCAGAGUCACGAUUCAAGUGUUUGCGCCGGACAUCAAAUACUACCGUGGCGGACAAGUCAGUGUUGCUGUCAACGUCAAGAAGAUUGUCAAUUCGGAGAAGAAGAAGAAACCCAAACCGGUGAUCCCUCUCGUGAAACCCAAAGCGGUUACUGUACCACAGGAAUUCAUAUUUCAACCUUCGAGAGAAGAGCGCAAAAGAGGCGCUUCGAAGGAACAUAUCGACACAGUGAUCGAAAUCCCCCAACAGAAAACCUUCGAUGUUCCCGUAGACAAGGAUGCGACGACAGAUUUGGAGCAAAUCCGACGGUACUCCUCAUCGCCUGCGACCCCGAAAGAUGCCUCGCGAUUGAAAGCGAAAGCAUGA
Messenger RNA from Galendromus occidentalis (western predatory mite), 752 nucleotides. RefSeq lists its product as uncharacterized. The transcript has 4 exons. The coding region runs from base 63 to 752 and encodes 229 amino acids. Lineage: Eukaryota; Metazoa; Arthropoda; Arachnida; Mesostigmata; Phytoseiidae. The record is from RefSeq and is a predicted model, not a curated record.